This is a messenger RNA of Colletotrichum karsti, 3042 nucleotides long. Its product is annotated as CBF/Mak21 family protein. Lineage: Eukaryota; Fungi; Ascomycota; Sordariomycetes; Glomerellales; Glomerellaceae. The transcript has 3 exons. Gene Ontology annotation, cellular component: nucleus. The record is from RefSeq and is a predicted model, not a curated record. The coding region runs from base 1 to 3042 and encodes 1013 amino acids.
AUGAUGGCGAAGGACAAGCGACAAUCAGCUGGCGGCAACGGUCCUCGACAAGCCCAAUUGAACGAGCAGUCGCUCACUGCGCUGACGGCCAAGAUCGACAAGAACCUGGGAAGGAACACCAAAGAAGAUAACUCAAACAAAAACAAGAAGCGAAAGCACAUCUCAGAAGGUCCCUCCGCGAGUCCACGCCAGCGAAAGAAGCAGGCACAAGGACGAGAGGACUCCAGCAAAGACGUAGGGGAAGCACCAUCCAAGACGAAGGGAGUGAAGGGCGGUCCCCUAUCUCGUGACGCCUUACUGGAGGAAAUACGUGCCUUGGGGGGCGAUGAGGAGGACCUGGAUCUCAUUGGAGACAUUGAUUCGGACCAGGACGAUGCAACCGAAGAGAAAGACACAGGUGCCGUCGACAAGAAACUCCAGGGCGAGCUCGCAGCUUUUGCUGCUCAGCUAGGACUGCAGCAGUAUCACGAGCAAGUGACUGCCGACGAAGAUGAUCAGAUUGACGAGGACAACGAGGACGACGAAGCUGACGGGAACGACUCCGAUGCCAACGAGGUCUUCACCAAGGAAGAUACUCCCGUCGAGGAGCCAGCGCGUAAAGAAACGAAAGAUGCAUCCAAAAAGCAGUUCAAGUUUGAACCUCGUGCGGAUUGGCAUGGUGCUCCAUUAAGCAAGCUCCCAGAGCCUGUCUCGAUUGAGCUGGACGGCUACCUCAGCGCUAUACAUUCUCUUAAGAGCCAUGCCCUGAGUCUUCUGGAAGCCGAUGCGUCAGCAUACAGCAAAAGUGUUUUGGCCUCAUCCUCCCGCAAGUUCCUUUCUACGAUUAUGUCCUCGGGUACCUUGUCUGACAAGGUGUCGGCGCUCACUUUGGCGAUUCAAGAGUCUCCUCUCCACAACAUCAAGGCUUUCGAGUCACUCCUGGGUCUUGCGUCCAAGAGAAGCCGUGCUCAGGCAAUUGGAGCGCUGGGAGCGUUGGUCGAUCUGCUGGGUCCCGGUUUGAUUCUCCCGCCGGACAGAAGACUGCGGACGUUCCAGUCGCAGCCCGGGCUACUUGGAGCACUUCAAAAAUCUUCCAUCAAGACUUGGUCUUCUGGACAAUCCCUACCCAGCCGGUUGACUGAGGCUCAUCUCAUACAAUUUGCAUAUGAAGACUGGCUCAAGGCUUCCUACUUCAGAGUCAUCCAACUUUUGGAGGUGUGGUGCAAUGAUGAGAUCGAAUACUCCAGAACUCGGUCUCUCGAUUUCGUCUUCGGACUGCUCAAGGACAAACCGGAGCAAGAGACUAACCUAUUGAGACUCUUGGUCAACAAGCUUGGCGACAAGGACCGAAAGAUUGCGUCGAGGGUGUCGUAUCUCCUGCUUCAGCUCCAGAACACCCAUCCCGGAAUGAGGCAAAUCAUCAUCAAAGCCGUCGAGCAAGAGGUACUGCUUCGACCUGGUCAGAACUUCAGGGCCAGGUAUCACGCUGUAAAUACUCUCAACCAAACAAUCCUGAGCAGUCGCGAAGUUGGCACGGCCGAAACACUCCUUGGCAUCUAUUUCGAAAUUUUUGUCACUCUGCUGAACAGCUCUGUGCUCGGCAGAGCACUUGGCGACGACCAGGAAGAUCAGCCAAAGGCAACUGUGAAGGAUGCAGCCGCAGCCGCAGAGCGUCAGACAGCCGACAAGUUGGUCACCGCCGUCCUGACUGGUAUCAACAGAGCAGUCCCUUUUGUGUCGGCCCAGAACCCUAUUCUUGAGUCUCAAUUGGAUACUCUUUUCCGCAUCGCCCAUUCAACGAAUUUCAACACAAGUAUCCAGGCCCUCAUCCUCAUUCAGCAAGUGUCAGUGUCCCGGCAUAUGGCGUCCGACAGGUUUUACAGGACUCUAUACGAAUCCUUACUGGACCCUCGCCUCGCCACGUCCUCGAAGCAGGCCCUUUACCUGAACCUCCUGCUGAGGUCACUGAAGGCUGAUGUGGAUACGCGUCGGAUCAAAGCAUUUGCAAAGAGAAUGUUGCAGGUCCUCAACUUGCACCAGCCUGCCUUCGCGUGUGGCUUGUUGUAUGUUGUAUUUCAGUUGCGGGUCCAGUUUCCCGAGCUGAGGGCGCUUCUUGAGGAGCCCGAAGACAACGAUGAAGAAGAAGCAAGCAAGACAUCUAUUGAACACAAGAAUAGCGAGUCUGCCACAAGAGGAAUCGCAUAUGAUGGCCGGAAGAGGAAUCCCGAGCACAGCAAUGCACAGAACAGCUGUCUUUGGGAGAUUAUUCCUCCCCUCACGCACUUCCACCCGUCCGUGUCGAUGCUUGCAGCCAGCAUUUUCUCCGAUGAGAAGCAGUUGGCUAAGCCAGACUUGGAGAGUCACAGUUUGAUUAGGUUCCUCGACAAGUUUGUCUACCGCAGCCCCAAAGUGGCCGAGACCAGUCGCGGAGCGUCUAUCAUGCAACCGGUUCGGAACCCGGACUCUGGCAGCAUCUGGCUCGCCAAAAAGACAGGCACAGCUCCUGCUACGUCCGUCAACACGCCGAACUUCUGGAACAAGAAGGUCGAGCACGUUGCAGCGGAGGACAUCUUCUUCCACGAGUACUUCAAGCAGGCUGGUAGGCAGAAUGAGACGGGCAAGAAGGGGGCCACAGCCGCAGCAGCCAUUUCUGACGGACAAGAUGAUGAUGCCGAGCAAGAGGAUGAGAUCUGGAAGGCACUCACAGCCACGCAUCCUGAUGGCCCGAUUGAUAGUGAGGACGAGGACCUCGACAUGGACGGUUUCGAUGAUAGCGAGGACGAAUCCGACGGCGGGGUCAUAUUCUCCGACGGAUAUGAUAUCAACGACUCUGACGAGGAGAUGGAUGGUGGAGCUGGCGAGUUCGAGGACGAAGACGACGAGGAUGCGAGCGAGGACGAGGAUAAUGUCGAGCUGUCCGCGCCUCCCAUCGAGGAGGACGACGAGGAGGAGGACAAGAAGUCUAAGAAGGGAGGUCGAUCAUCGAGAAGGAAACUGAAGGAUCUGCCAAUGUUUGCCUCGGCAGAAGACUACGCUGAGCUUCUCGCGCAGGACGAGGAUUGA